AUGGUUCGGCUCGAGGUGCCCGGGCACGUAUUGCAACACUUCUGGGACCUCGCGAACAUCGAGUCCGAGGUGAGGCGCGAGUCCGCGGUCAACCUGGUGAACGAGCUCAAGCAGGCGCAGGACGAGCACGUCGGUGGGUCCGAUGGCGUGAUGAUGGGCGGCGGCGGCGGCGGCGACUCGAACGGCGCGGUCGACGGCCCGGCGCUGGAGGGAUGCUCCCCCGUGCUGGUGUACGCGCUCAAACGCCUCGCGAGGGGCCUCGGAUCCGGUCGCUCGGGCGCGCGUCAGGGCUUCGCGCUCGCGCUCACCGCCGCCUUCACGGAGAUCCCCCUCGUGUCCCUGCCCGACGGCCUCAAGCUUCUCAAAUCAUCGUUGGAGCCCAUCACGCAGAGCACCAAGGGUGCCGAGGCGAGGGACAUCCUGAUGGGCCAGCUCUUCGGAAUCGCCGCGCUGGUUCGUGCCAUGGCCACGCGCUUCAAGUCCGGAGACCUGCCCCUCGACGACGCCCUCGCCUUUGGCGCAUCCGUCGCGGAGGAAACGUCCAGGCUCGCCGCGUCCAAGGCGUACCUGGCGGAGUCAGCCGCCGCGGUGGUGCUCGAGCUGAGGGCCGCGCUGGGUGCGGGGAUGGGCAAGCUGUUCGACAGGUCGCCGACGCUCACGGAGUGGAUCACCACCCCGGCGAGCAAGGCGGGACCCGAGGUUGUCCAGCUGUGCAUGGAGCUGUGGCCUUACCUCCCGCAGAAGGUCAAGGAGCGGUGCGAGUGCGUGCCCCAGGGCGGGGUCAAGGCGAAGGACUGGGCCGCGGUGUUCCGACGCGACCGCGUGGAGACGGUCCGCGACGCCCUCAUGGAGUCAUCGUACGUCCACCCCAGGGUACACGGCGUGUGGGACGGCCUGAUUCAGCGCGCGGUCGAGGUGCCCGGCGCCGUUGAGACGCUCUGGGACGUCGCGUGCGAACACGGGUUGUUCACGUCGGGGUCGCACCAGCGGCGGUACCUCGGGUUCAGGCUGUUUACGCAGCUGCUGCCGCUGUGCGAGCCCGAGGCUGUGCCUGCUCUCUUCUCGCACGGGUUCAUCCGGUGCCUGCUGAACAACCUGAACAAGGAGGAUAACUACCUGCACGCCGCCGCAGAGGAGUGCCUCGACUGCGUCGUGGCGUACUGCAAGGCGAAGGACACCCCGCAGCAGAAGCGGCUGAGCGUCAUCGCCGCACUUCAACGCCUGGGGCCCAACCGUUUCGAUAAGGUAUCCAAGAGGAACGCGGUCAGGGAGCUCAUCGGCGGUCUGUCCGUGGACGACGCUUCCGGGUACAUGAGGGAGCUCAUGGGCAUCUUUGUCCACGCCCCCGCCGACGGAGCCACGCGGGCGGAGGGAGCGCCGGGCGGCGAACUCGUCGGCAACAAGCGCAGGCUCUGGGCGCUCGAGCAGGCGGUAGGUCUGUGGCCUAAGCUACCCGCGGCGAGCCAGGCGACGCUGGUCAAGUUCCUCGUGACGCACGCCUUUUACCAGUCCGACCCGAACGCGGCGGCUUCGAAGAAGGGAAAGAAGAAAUCCGCCGGGCUCAUCGAGGAUGCCGGCGUGGCCCCGCUCGCCGAGCCCCUCGACGGCCUGAGAGAGGCGUGCGCGGUGCGGGUAUCGAGCUUACUCGAGAGGAACCUAAAAGCUCAGCGCGCGUCAUCGGCCGGCAAGGACGACAAGCCGGCUGAGACGAAGCCGGCCAAGAAGGGCAAAAAGGGGAAGAAGGCGGCGGAUGAGGAAGCCGAGGCGGAGCCCGAGGCGGCCAAGGAAGCCCCCGCGGACCUCCUCUCGGUCGCGGCCGAUCUCUGCCGCGCGAUGGACGCGGAGGGUAGCGGCGCCAGGCUCGUCGACGACAUGCCGCGGGAGUGCGCGGAUGUUCGCGGCUCCCUCUUUGCCGCGCUCGACAAGGUGGCGGACCUGGCGGAGAAGAUCGGCAAGGGCGGCGCCGGGGCGGAUGCCAGCGUCGCCGCGGCUUCCGCCGUGGCUCCCCUGCUCCGCGUGCUCGCGGUGCUCCAGCUCGGGGACUGGCGCGAGUUCACUCCCGCCAUCGAGGACCUGCCGCGCUGCGUCGAUGACCUCGUUAAGGCUCCCGAGCCCAAGAAGGGUAAGAAGACCCCGGCGAAGAAGGGCAAAAAGGGGAAGAAGGAGGAGGAGGAGGAGGAGGAGGAGGAGGACAGCGAGGAGGAGGAGGCACCGAAGCCGAUGGACGUCCUCGUGGACAUCCUGCUCUCGCUCCUCGCGCAACCCUCGGCGCUGCUGAGGGACGUCGUGGAGCACACGUUCAAGGCUGUGGCGCCCGCGGUGAGCGAGGCGAGCGUCGUGGACAUGCUCCGGGUGGUGAUGGCCCGCGACGCCGACAACAGAAACGCCGGCGGAGAGGGUUCGGACGAAGAGGAUGGCGGACCACUCGGCGAACACGACGAAGACGAGGAGGACGGUGGUGAUGACGAGGAGGAGGUGGGCGGCAGCGAUUCCGACUCGGAGGAGGAGGAGCCCGAGGCGAACGGGGAUGCCGAGGCGAUGGAUCUCGACUUUGGGGGCUCAGAGUCGGAGUCGGAUUCGGAGGGAUCGGACGACGACGCCCCCUUUGACGAGAAGAGGGCUGCGGCGAUCAAGGCUGCGCUCGUCAAGGCCGGCGCGCUCAAGGAUGACGACGAUUCGGACACGGACGAGGACCCCGCGGACGCCAUGGACGACGACGCCAUGUUUGGCAUCGAUAAGCUCCUCGGUCAGGCGUUCAAGUCGCGGCGCGAGGAUAUCAACCGCAAGAAGAACCUGAUGCGGGCCACCAGGGACUUCAAGUUCCGCGUGCUCUCCCUCCUCGAGCUGUACGCCAAGUGCCAACCCGCGUCGCCGUACCUCCCCGGCGCGGCGAUGCCCCUCCUGGGCGCCAUGCAGGACGCGCUCAUCGCCGGUACGCCCCAGUCCUCUGCGCUGGCUGAGCGCAUCGGCGGCGUCCUCACCAAGUCGGUGUGCCACGCCAAGGACCUUCCGUCGGGCGCGGGAGCCGAGCCGGUCACCGCGGAGUCCAUCGCGGGCGAGCUGAAACUGGCGAUCCGCGCCGCCGCCAAGCCCGCAGGUGCCGGCGGCGACGCCAAGGGUUUCGCCAAGCCCGCCACCGCCGUCGCCAUGUACCUGCUCCGCGUGCUCGAGGCUGUGUCUCGGCUGGAGAAGAAGAGCGGCGAGGACGAGGCCUCGCCCGACGCGGUGAGCGCCUACCGAGACGCGCUCGAGGUGUUCAAGACCAACAAACGGUGCCGCCUCAAGGCUCCCUUCUUCCAGUCCGCGUUCGAGCGCCACCCGCCGCUCGCGGCUGCGCUCCUCCCGGACCUCGCCGCGCUCCUGGAGGCUGGCGCGGACAAGGAGUCGUCUCGCGGGGAGUACCUCCGGGCGGAGGGCGCCAAGCUCCUGGCCAACGCCCUCUCCCUCGGACGACGCAGGAGUCCCGCGGUCGGCGUCGCCGCGGCCAAGCACCGCGACGCCAUCGGCUCCGCCGUGGCUGCCGCGAUUGAGGCCCCGUGUCGAAACAACGCCGCGAGGGCAGAGACGGCCAAGCUCGCGACGCAGUGCAUGGAGGCGCUCGGCAGAUUAUCGCCGGAUGCGCCGCUGAGCACAGUCGUGGACGCCGACGCCAUCUUAAACGCGGUGAAGAAGCAGUUCGCCGUUCCCGGUAUGCCCCCCAAGGGCGUGAACUCGCUCACCCGCGCGUGCACGCUCCUCGGGCUGGUCGCGCCGGAGGCUGUUCCCGGCGCCGCCGUCGAGCCGAGCAAGAAGGGAAAGAAGGAGAGUGGCGCGAGUGGGGAGAAGGGUGGAAAGAAGAAGGAGAAAAAGAGCAAGGGGGAGAAGCGGAAGGGACCCGACGGCGCCAAGGACGAGGGCAAGAAGGUGAAGAAGUCCAAGAAGCAGAAGGCUUAG
This is a messenger RNA of Micromonas commoda, 3933 nucleotides long. RefSeq lists its product with no specific name. Gene Ontology annotation, cellular component: nucleolus. The record is from RefSeq and is a predicted model, not a curated record. Bases 1 to 3933 code for a protein of 1310 amino acids. The transcript has a single exon. Lineage: Eukaryota; Viridiplantae; Chlorophyta; Mamiellophyceae; Mamiellales; Mamiellaceae. Gene Ontology annotation, biological process: regulation of DNA-templated transcription. Gene Ontology annotation, molecular function: DNA binding; transcription factor binding.